AUUUAUGUAUCUAGGGUUAGUAAACAUAGCAAGAUCCGUCCAAACUAAAAGGGUCAAGUUUGCUUGCUUAUAUACAGUAAAGAGGAUUUUGGUCUAUAUUUUAUCGAAACCAGUGAAUUGUUAUUCAAUCUUUCUGACCUAAUGUCGAUGGGUAACGAACAAGAGAAGCCGCUGAAAUCCGAAUCUGAACAACAAGAGAAACUGUCGAAAUCGGAAUCAGAAAAAGAAGAAUCAGAAGAAGACGAAUCAGAGUCGGAAUCAGAAGAAGAUGAAUCAGGAUCGGAAACUGAGUCAGACUUGGGUUGGGAAUCGAAACCAGUAGAAUAUCUAAAAGAAAAGUACGAAGACGAUCCAUGUCCAUGUUAUUUUUCAUGUGAUAGGUUUGUGUACAAGAAUAAAGCAAUGAUAAAACAAGAAGAGGAUAGUGAAAAGGCCGUGAAUGAGUAUUGGGAGAGUAGUCGUAACAUAAGUCCCUACGAUGCUAUUCCUGUUCCACCUUUGGCGAAUUUACGUUUCAGUAACUUCCCAAGACCCAUUACCAUUACAGAAGGAUGGCGCCCACGUUUCAUUCACCUCUCCAAACUUGCUCUGGAAAGCUACAAUUAUGAUAAUCAGGGUUUAAAUUACGAGUUUGAAGACAUUGUCAAAGCACGUCACCGCCAGAGAAGGUGCAGCUGGUUGAAUCAAAGCUAAAUGCAGGGAGAAACACACUAUAGAAAAGAGAAGCACUGGAAGAAGCACAAUGAAUGUACACAAAACAUGACGGGAAUGAAUGACGAUAGAAAAAAGUUCUAAAGACGACGGAUGGAUGACACAGCGAAGAAUUUGAAGACAUCAAGAUGAUAUUUCUUCAUAUACUCGUAUUUUAACUCAUUCCAAUGUAUAUAAAUUAUACCCUGUCAAUUUCUAAUUACAGAUAAUUUCAGCCAACUUUCGAAAAUAUUAUUGUA
Vicia villosa (hairy vetch) is the source of this 950-nucleotide messenger RNA. RefSeq lists its product as uncharacterized. The transcript is spliced from 2 exons. The record is from RefSeq and is a predicted model, not a curated record. Bases 142 to 693 code for a protein of 183 amino acids. Lineage: Eukaryota; Viridiplantae; Streptophyta; Magnoliopsida; Fabales; Fabaceae.